Clonostachys solani is the source of this 1446-nucleotide messenger RNA. Lineage: Eukaryota; Fungi; Ascomycota; Sordariomycetes; Hypocreales; Bionectriaceae. The record is from the annotation of a GenBank genome assembly.
AUGGCGACUCUAGAGCGCGUGAAGCAAUUCCUCUGGGGUCCCCCCUCUCGGGAUCGCUCGCUGCUCGUGAAGCUAGACUUUACCCUUCUGCCCUACUUUUCGCUCAUGUGGUUCUUGUUCGGCAUUAAUCGCUCAAGCUACUCGACCGCAUACAUUAGCGGCAUGGAAAAAGACGUCGGCUUCAAGGGCAAGGACUUCAACUACAUGCACACGAUAUACACCGUAUUCUACGCUGUCGCCCAAAUUCCCUCAACGUCCCUCCUGACAAUAUUCAAACCGAAAUAUGUGUUUGUUGGCUGCAAUGUGGUGUGGAGCGUGUUGACACUGGUGACAUUCAGGAUGAACCAUGUUUACCAGUUGUUUAUUCUCAAUGGUUUUGAGGGUGCAUUUGCGGCUGUGUGUUAUGUCGGUGGCCAUUUUAUUUAUGGGAGUUGGUAUAAAAAGUCGGAGCUGGGCACUCGCGCAGCCGUCUUCUGUUGUUUUGGCCACCUGGGAAGUAUGACCGGAGGCUGGAUUCAAGCAGGUCUCCUCAGCUCCCUUGAUGGCCGCGCCGGUCUCGCUGCCUGGAGAUGGCUGUUCAUUAUCGUCUCUAUCAUCACUAUACCAAUCGUCAUUCUUGGAUGGGUCGUGAUCCCUAAUCUGCCCACCCACAAGAGUGCUUGGUUUCUCACCGACGAGGAGAAGGACUGGGCCGUAGAAAGACUUGGAAAGCACAAAGAAUUCACCUGGGAUAUAACCGUUUUGCGACGAGUCUUGACGAGCUGGCAGUUCUAUCUCUUGCCAUUCAUCUUCAUGUUGUACUCCCUAUGCGUGCAGAUGUUGUUGAAUAACGUUAUGCCUCUAUGGAUGAAGUCGCGCGGGUACACUGUUAUCCAGCAGAAUACCUACCCGACUGGCGUGUUCGCCACAGCCAUUGUCGGCACUAUUCUUUAUGCAAUAUGGUCCGAUGCAAUCCAGUCUCGUUGGCAGCCCUCUCUGGCUAUUGGGGCGACCUUUGUUGUGGGCAGUGCUAUUCUCGUAUCCAACCCCAGCAGUGACGGCGCCGUGUUCUUCGCCUUUUACCUCCUAGGCACAACUUACGCGCCUCAAGCCAUCUGGUACUCCUGGAUGGCCGAUGUCACAGCACAUGAUCUCCAGCUGCGUGCUAUCACGACCGGGUGGAUGAAUUCCUUUGACUUCGCCUUUGUGACGUGGUGGCCGUUGAUCUUCUACCCAGUCACCGACGCGCCGAAUUACAGGAAGGGUUAUAUCGCUAGCUUGGCCACCGGGGCGGCAGUCAUUCCACUCAUCUUGUUGAUUGCCUAUCUUGAGAAGAAAGGUCGUGCAAGCGGAAAGAUUGGUCGCGAAUUUGAACAUGAGCAGGUACAUAGUGGAAAUGCUUCCACCUACAGCGGUGCCGAGGCGGGUCAGGCCAGAGAGACAGCUCAAAGGCCAAGCAAAUUGUGA